AUGACAGUCUUCGCGAAGUCGAAUGGCUCUUCUGCUCGGACUGGCCACCUCGGCGUUGACGGCGCUUGUGGCCGGGGGCGCUGCGCUGCUGGGGUUACUGUACGUGUACUUGACAUGGAACUACGAUUUCUGGAAGAAGAGAGGGGUAGCCCAUCCGGCGCCGGUCCCCUUUUUCGGCACCGUCAAGAACUUCCUACUCAUGCGCCAGACCGAAGGCGAGAACCUCCAGGACCAAUACAGGCAGUUUCCCGACGAAAACCGUACCUGCUUGUGCGCGACCUCGAUCUGAUCAAGACGGUGAUGGUGAAGGACUUCGACUCGUUCCACGACCGAGGCUUCCCCGUGGACGAGGAGGCGAUGCCGCUGUCGGCCCACGUGUUCAACCUGAAGGGCCGGCGCUGGCGCGCGCUGCGAGCCAAAAUGACGCCGGCCUUCACCUCGGGCAAGAUGCGCCUCAUGUUCCAGCUGAUGAGCGACUGCGGACACGCGCUCUCCCGCCACCUCGACGCGCCCGCCGCGCGCGGCGACGCCGUGGAGAUGCGCGAGUACCCGAAAGGCUUCUAA
Gryllus bimaculatus (two-spotted cricket) is the source of this 564-nucleotide messenger RNA. Lineage: Eukaryota; Metazoa; Arthropoda; Insecta; Orthoptera; Gryllidae. The record is from the annotation of a GenBank genome assembly.